GUAGAACCGCGGAAGAGAUUGUUCGUAGAGUUGUAACGUCGAUUGCCUUGUAAAUGGAAAUGGCGUCUUUUCCGACCACGUCAUUAACGUCCGGCUCCUUAAGAAUAUUAUUUUAUGUCUUUAUUUUAGAGUUAUUAUUAAUUCAGCCAUUAAACGCGGUGUCAGAGCCGGGGAAAUGGAUCUUGAAGGUGGACAGUGACAUGAUCACGAAUAAGGAAAACUAUUUCCUUUUCUCGAAGACGAUGUUCAACAACACAAUCAUUGAACUGAAAUGGUCCUCUCACUGUCCAGAUGUCAAUGUCUCUUUCUCUGUAUCCUGGGUCCUGCGUAGCUCACGCUGUUAUGAUGAAAUUUUCACUAGUGAUCUCACUAAAUACUUCAGCUCUGUCAGCGUCGAGCAGGAGGGGGGUACAGGCUCGUACAUCCGUCAUGAAUACAAUCCUAUCCUGUGUCCAUCCCAGUCCAGCGCCAUGGCGGUACGUGGGUCUUUUGCGGUGGAGAAUUUUGAUGUUCCAAUAAGGCUUAAGGAAGGAAAGCCACAGGCUACAGUGAACAAUGUGAGACACAGGAGAGAAGCAGAAAAUAAAAAGGCUGAGGGGAGCCUGAAGGAGCCAGAGAAAAAGGCUGAAACAGGUGCAGAGAACAAAGACACGGCAAAGGUGCCUAAACCACCUGAGAAGGCCGCACAACCUAAGAAUGCCGCCAUACCAUCUGAGAAGGUCGCACCAGCAGAGAAGGUCGCACCAGCAGAGAAGGUCGCACCAGCAGAGAAGGUCGCACCUGCAGAGAAGGUCGCAUCAGCAGAGAAGGUCGCACCAGCAGAGAAGGUUGCAUCAGCAGACUCCAACAAGCCCCACUACGCUGUGGCACGCACCUGGGAGGACGCGCCCUACAUGUUCAUCCUGCGCAUCACCACGGAUAUCACGGAGAAGAACGACAAAGCCAAGUGGAACGCUGAAUUUGAGAUCCGCAUGCGAGGACCCCAUGACUAUGUCUCAGCCACAGAGUGGCCUCUCAUGAUAUUCUACAUGGUUAUGUGCAUCAUCUACGUGGUGCUGGGAGUGCUGUGGUUGGGGCUGUCCGCCUGCUACUGGAGGGACCUGCUGCGCAUCCAGUUCUGGAUCGGAGGGGUCAUCUUCCUGGGCAUGCUGGAGAAGGCCGUCUUCUACGCCGAGUUCCAGAGCAUCCGCUACGAUGGCCUGUCAGUGCAGGGAGCUGUGCUGUUUGCGGAGGUGCUGUCUGCUGUGAAGAGAACGUUGGCUCGGGUCCUCGUCAUCAUCGCCAGUCUGGGCUAUGGCAUUGUCAAGCCUCGGUUGGGUGCGCUCCUGCACAGGGUGGUCGGCGUGGGGAUGCUCUACCUCGUCUUCUCCGUGGUGGAGGGAGCGCUGCGGGUCAACUCGGAGCAGGGCGAGUCCAGCCGUCUGCUGUGUGACGUAGUGCUGGCCGUCACUGACUCCUGCAUAGUGUGGUGGAUCUUCAUCAGUCUGGCCCAGACCAUGAAGCUGCUACGCCUGCGGAGGAACGUGGUGAAGCUCUCGCUGUACCGACACUUCACCAACACGCUCAUCUUCGCCGUCAUCGCCUCCGUGAUCUUUAUCGUAUGGACUACCAACAACUUCAAGUUCUCCAAAUGCCAGUCCGACUGGCGAGAGCUGUGGAUAGACGAUGCCUUCUGGCGCUUCCUCUUCUCCACCAUCCUGCUGGUCAUCAUGUUCCUCUGGAGGCCGUCCGCCAACAACCAGCGGUACGCCUUCAGCCCUUUGGUGGACGAGGAGAGUGAUGAGGAAGAGAAGGAGCAGCUGGUCAACGAAGCCUUUGAGGGGGUGAAAAUGAGAGGAAUGAAAGCAGAGACAAAUGGAACUGCCAAGCCCAAUAAAGUGGACGAGGAUCUGAAGUGGGUGGAGGAGAAUAUCCCCUCGUCCAUGGCUGACGUUGCAUUGCCCCCUUUGCUGGAUUCCGAUGAGGAGACCAUGGCAACAAAAUUUGAGAUGUCGAAAAUGGAGUAGGAUGCAGACGUUGCUGUACGUAAUGUAAAUACUGAUAUGUGUGUGUAUGUGUGCACACAUCCAUGUGGGAGAUGGAGAGUGUGUGUGUGUGUGUGUGCACAAAUGUGUGUGCCCGUGUGGGAGAUAUUUGUGUGUGCCCGCGUGUGUGUGAGCGUAUGUGUGUAUGUAUGGUUUGUGUGUGCACGCGUGUGUGUGAGCGUAUGUGUGUAUGUAUGGUUGUUUCUUUUACGCACUCUUAUGUAAAUACAGCUGAAUGAAGGCAAUGUGAAUUACCAAUGAGACAAACGUUGGUUUUCUUUUAAUUGCUUGAGUGUAUUUAUUUUUUCACAGACACUAUUCUGUUCUCUUAAUAAUUUUGUUACAGACUGUAUUAUGCCUUCGACUGUUGUUUACAUAUCUGGAGUCAAUAAAACAUCACAUAUGGCUGUAACCGAUGUGAUAAAGAAACAA
Messenger RNA from Alosa alosa (allis shad), 2456 nucleotides. It is a transcript of the gene tmem87a, whose product is annotated as Transmembrane protein 87A-like. The record is from RefSeq and is a predicted model, not a curated record. Gene Ontology annotation, biological process: retrograde transport, endosome to Golgi. Gene Ontology annotation, cellular component: Golgi apparatus; membrane. The transcript has 21 exons. Bases 54 to 2006 code for a protein of 650 amino acids. NCBI's taxonomy places the organism in Eukaryota, Metazoa, Chordata, Actinopteri, Clupeiformes, Clupeidae.